ACUCUUCUCAACGCUUCUCUUCUAUCUGAUCUGCCCAUUACCCCUUUCGGCUUUGAAACCAAGUCCCACUUCUACAAGACGGGUAAAUUAGAUUCACCAUUUCAAGAUCUCGCCAAGCUUGGAGCCCUUAUUUAUAUCGAAUACUUAACUUUUGUCGCCUCCGUCAUCGAUAAAUAAAUAGUAAACCCCAAUCGAACCGUCAAUCUGCAGUGUAUCACACAGUCCAGGCCGGCCCCGCGUGCUCCAUCUGGCUCGUCCUGAACUUUUAGCUGUCCUCCCCCUGCUUCUACAACCCCGCAAUCCGCAAUCGGCCCCUCGUCAACUGCUACGCUACUGCUACUGUACACGAGACCGCCUUCGAAAUCUCCUGUCCCGUCGCAAACCCUCCCUUUUCACUCCCCGACUUUUCUAUACACGGCGCAAAUAUACAAUCAUGUCCUCUUCUACAGCCCCAGCCGCGCAGGCCAACAGCAGCAGCUGGACCGCCUUCCUCAAGUCCAUCGCAUCCUUCAAUGGCGAUCUAUCUUCUCUCACCGCGCCUCCCUUCAUCCUGUCCUCUCAGUCCCUCACCGAAUUCUCUGCGUACUGGGCCACGCACCCUCCCGUCCUGACCGCCCCAGCUGCCGAGUCUGAUCCCGCCAAGCGUACUAUGCUCGUCCUCAAGUGGUUCCUCUCGACUCUGAAGCACCAGUACGCCAGCCGAAGUGAGCAGUUUGGAAACGAAAAGAAGCCUCUGAACCCUUUCUUGGGUGAGCUUUUCCUCGGUACCUGGUCCGACGAAGCUGGCGAGACCACCCUUGUCUCGGAGCAGGUCAGCCACCAUCCUCCUGCUACCGCCUAUUGCAUUCGCAACGACAAGACUGGUAUCGAGCUUGAGGGUUACAAUGCUCAGAAGGCCACUUUCAAGAGCACCAUCAUUGUCAAGCAGAUCGGCCACGCUGUCCUACGAGUUCCUCUUCCAUCUGGAGAGAUCGAAUCCUACCUCAUUACCCUCCCUGGUCUUCAUAUCGAGGGUCUGAUUUUUGGUGCUCCUUUUGUCGAGCUUGAUGGCUCAAGUCACAUCACUAGUUCCAGUGGCUUCACUGCCAAGAUUGACUAUAGCGGCAAGGGAUGGCUCUCAGGAAAGAAGAACACCAUCGUCGCCAGCGUUUAUCCUACGGGCAAGGAGAAGGAUGUUCUUUACAAUGUCACUGGCCAGUGGAACAAGGCCCUCGAGAUCUACUCGGGACCUGCCAAGUCUAACUCCAAGUCUACUCUUGUGAGCACCUACGACGCCGUCAACACCGCUCAAACUGAGCUCAAAGUUGCCCCCAUCGAUCAACAGCACCCUCUCGAAUCCCGACGCGCCUGGUCUCGCGUUGCUGAUGCCAUCCAGAAGGGUGACAUGGACACCACAGGUGCUGAAAAGGGCAAAAUUGAGAAUGCCCAGCGCAACAUGCGCACCAAGGAGAAGUCAGAGGGCCGAACCUGGGAUCGCCAGUACUUCACAGCUGUUGAGGGUCAAGACUCUGUCCUCGAACAGCUCGGCAAGGUCGUUGGUGUACCUACUGAUGGAGAGGCUGACAAGACUGGUGGUCUCUGGCGAUUCGACAAGACCAAGGCCGAUGCUCGCGCUGCUCAGCAGCUCUCAGAGGACGCUGUAGCCCAGAUGGAGAAGGAGCUUCUCGGUCGAUAGGCACGCCAAACAGGAUAUGAAAACAAUAGGAGAAAUAGGAACAGGAAAUGGUGAUUGUGAGCUGCAUAAUACACAAUCACCGAGAUCAUGCAGAUAAAGGUGCAAAGUUAAACCAAAAGAGGCGGGCAUGGACAUGGGUUAGAAUACACAGCGCUCGGCAAAUGUUCUCUGAUACAAGAGGCAUUCCGCGACGAACCACCGGAAAUUCAAACGGUUGGUUUGUAUAAUAAUUAACAGGCUAUAUAUGUUCUACGACUAA
This is a messenger RNA of Fusarium oxysporum Fo47, 1934 nucleotides long. RefSeq names its product OSBP family protein. The record is from RefSeq and is a predicted model, not a curated record. Gene Ontology annotation, molecular function: oxysterol binding. Gene Ontology annotation, biological process: maintenance of cell polarity; exocytosis; endocytosis. Gene Ontology annotation, cellular component: membrane; intracellular membrane-bounded organelle; cytosol. The coding region runs from base 434 to 1675 and encodes 413 amino acids. The transcript is spliced from 2 exons. NCBI's taxonomy places the organism in Eukaryota, Fungi, Ascomycota, Sordariomycetes, Hypocreales, Nectriaceae.